Molecule: messenger RNA, 1763 nt
Organism: Salvia hispanica
Lineage: Eukaryota; Viridiplantae; Streptophyta; Magnoliopsida; Lamiales; Lamiaceae
Gene: HCF109
Product: high chlorophyll fluorescent 109
Biological process (GO): translational termination
Cellular component (GO): cytoplasm
Molecular function (GO): translation release factor activity, codon specific
Source: RefSeq, a predicted model, not a curated record
CGUUUCUUUCUCAUGCUGCAACAAUGGAGGGCGUUGCUUCUGCUCUGCGAUGCAACUCCACCACAUCCCCAUUUUGCAUUCCCAAAUCCCUAAAUACAACAAUUUCGUGCGCAGAAAUUAGAUUUUCUGGUCCACCUCGGCUCUCUUUAUCAAGUCAUUGCUGCCGCUAUGGUUCUUCUCAAAUUUCAUCCUUUCACUUCUCGAAAAUUUCUUCUAGAAAUGAAGGUGAUAAUAUUCUUUUGGCAACGCCUGAGGCGGGAGUAAGUACAGAAACGAGUGAAUGGGCUAUGCAAGAUUUCUAUACUUUGAGGAAAGACGUGGAGACUGUCCUGGAGCGUGUUGAAGAGAUCAGGGCUAGUGCUGGUCUGAAACAGCUGGAGAAAAGCCUUGCCGAUUUGGAAGAAGCCUCGGGUGAUAGCUCUCUAUGGGAUGAUCGUGCCAAAGCCCAGCAGACUCUUCAGGCUUUGACUGACGUUAAAGAAAAAAUAAAACUUCUCAAUGACUUUAAAGCACAGGCUGAAGAAGCAGAAACAAUAGUGAAUCUCACAGAGGAGAUGGACUCAGUUGAUCCGGGCUUCCUUGAAGAAGCAGUUGGUAUCAUUAAAGAACUAAGGAAGGCAUUGGACCUAUUUGAAUUAACGCAGCUUCUUUCUGGCCCUUACGAUAAAGAAGGUGCCGUAAUUACCAUCACAGCUGGUGCAGGGGGUACUGAUGCACAGGACUGGGCUGACAUGCUUCUCAGGAUGUAUGUAAGGUGGGGGGAAAAACAGAGGUUCAAGACGAAGGUGGUGGAGAAGUCGAUGGGAGAAGAGGCUGGUAUCAAAUCAGCUACUAUCGAAGUGGAGGGCCGAUAUGUCUAUGGUUACAUCUCUGGUGAGAAAGGAACCCACCGUAUUGUCCGACAGUCCCCCUUCAACUCCAAAGGUCUUCGCCAGACUAGUUUCUCUGGUGUUGAGGUCAUGCCUCUUCUUCCUGAGGACUCGUUGAACGUAGAAAUACCAGAAGAAGACUUGGAGUUCAGCUUUUCUAGAGCAGGAGGGAAAGGUGGCCAAAACGUUAAUAAAGUUGAGUCUGCAGUUCGGAUCACUCACAUACCUACUGGAGUGACUGUUCGUUGUACAGAAGAGCGAAGUCAGCUGGCAAACAAGAUCAAAGGAAUGAGCAGACUGAAAGCAAAGCUACUGGUGAUAGCUGAGGAGCAAAGGGCGUCAGAGAUCAAACAAAUCAAGGGUGAUACUGUCAAGGCUGAGUGGGGGCAGCAAAUACGGAACUAUGUGUUCCAUCCUUACAAGUUGGUAAAGGAUGUACGCACAGGGCAUGAGACAUCAGAUGUCGCCUCAGUAAUGGAUGGCGAGUUAGAGCCCUUCAUCAAAGCGUAUCUCAAGUACAAGUACAGUGCGAAGAUAGAAGAGCAGCAGUCAUAAUUGUAAGUAUCGUGAUUCGUAACUUGACCUUUCAGUCAUGAACGAGCAGAGAUUGUGUGUAUCCCAGACGUUGUUGCUGUUGUUCAAGUGUACAGGUCUUGAGGCUGGACAUGGCAAUGUUAUGUGAUAGUCAUGGCUGAGAUUGAGGAGUUGAAAUGUUUUCACUCCUUCAUGGUAGAUCUUUUUAAGCUUCAGUGUGAAGAGCCGUGCAUUCAGCUUUCUUUGUAGGAAAAAUGUGCAUUGAAGUCCAUGUAUUAACUUUUUUCAUUAUUUGGUUUUUCAUGUUGAAUCUUUUGCUAUAUGAUUUUUGACAAAAGGGUAUAUUUGUUGUUGAAUCUA